Anarrhichthys ocellatus (wolf-eel) is the source of this 1125-nucleotide messenger RNA. RefSeq names its product soluble guanylate cyclase 89Da-like. Gene Ontology annotation, biological process: intracellular signal transduction; cGMP biosynthetic process; receptor guanylyl cyclase signaling pathway. Lineage: Eukaryota; Metazoa; Chordata; Actinopteri; Perciformes; Anarhichadidae. The record is from RefSeq and is a predicted model, not a curated record. The coding region runs from base 226 to 528 and encodes 100 amino acids. Gene Ontology annotation, molecular function: peptide receptor activity; guanylate cyclase activity; adenylate cyclase activity. The transcript is spliced from 3 exons. Gene Ontology annotation, cellular component: plasma membrane.
CGACGCACGUCCACGCGUUGAACGACGCACGUCCACGCGUUGAACGACGCACGUCCACGCGUUGAACGACGUACGCUCUGGUACGUACACGCGUUGAACGUCACACACUGGUACGUACACGCGUUGAACGUCACACACUCGGGUACGUAUACACGUGGUAAGCGUAGUAGCCGUAACGUCUCGGUCUCCGUAGGUCCGGUGGUAGCCGGCGUUGUGGGGACGAAGAUGCCCCGUUACUGUUUAUUUGGAGAUACAGUGAACACAUCGUCGAGGAUGGAGUCCACCAGUCUGGCCCUGAAGAUUCAGUGCAGCUCCAGUACAUUCUACCUGCUGGAGGAGAUUGGAGGCUACCUGCUGGAGUGCAGAGGGAUGAUGCAGGUCAAGGGGAAAGGUGACAUGGUGACCUACUGGCUGGAGGGGAAGAAGACGUCUCUGGUCUGCAAGGCCGUCACCGCGGAGACGGAGCGAGAGCCGUACUCGUCCGUGCCGGGCUUUCUGAGCGACGACGGCCUCCUGGACGCCGCCUGAUCCCAAGAGAGCGCCGCAGUGUGUUGUGUGCUUCAAUAUGUUAAUGAACGUUAGCGGUUUAGUUUAUUUCAGUCGUUUUUAACUCGUGCAACUCAAAUACACAUAGAAAUAAUAAAAAGAUGAAUAGUAACGUAGUGACAAACUAAAGCAGGUUGAUGCUGAGCGAGCAGCGUUCACUCAUUGUGAAUACUUAGUUCAGGUCCCUUUAGAUUCAUGCACUGAAGUUAAAUGAAACGAAUAUAUUUAUAUUAAUUCCAAAAGUCACAAACAGAACUUCACACACGAUACUUCCAUCUGUUGCACAGUAACAGACAUUAGUGUUCAUUAUAGUCAGUGGAGUGAAGUCAGGAAGCACGUUUACUUUAGUACACUUCAUUCCAACAUCGAGGUACUUUACUUCUUCUUUACUUCAGUGUCUCUAUUUUCUGCUACUUUAUACUUUCUUCCUGCUUUACUAAUGUUUUACUUUCACAGUAACAGUUUGAACUACGAUUAUUAGUACUUCACUCGUUUAGUUUAAAGAAAUUAAAUCUCCCAGAUUCAUUUGUGUUUUCAUAAUUUCACAUUUGUGUGUGUGUGUGUGUGUGUGUGUGUGUG